AUCUUUCUUUUAUCAUUAGUUGUAAAGAAAACUCGAAAAUGUCUACCAAUCGUGCUUUCGAUUCGUGGAAGUAUCGUUUGGUUGUUUGCAUUUUCAUGUUUGUUUCAUUGCUCUCUAUUGAGGUCAAGGCAGCCACAAAGAAAUAUCAAUUUAACGUUCAAGUGACGAAUGUUAGCCGAUUGUGCCACGCCAAACCGAUUGUCACUGUGAAUGGAAUGUUUCCCGGGCCAACGGUCUAUGCACGAGAAGGCGACAGAGUUCUUAUCAAUGUCACAAAUCGCGCGCAAUACAAUAUGUCUAUUCAUUGGCAUGGUUUGAAACAAUAUGCAAAUGGAUGGGCGGAUGGACCAGCAUACAUCACACAAUGCCCAAUUAGGCCCGGGAAUAACUAUGUUUAUGAUUUCACUAUCACGGGCCAAAGAGGGACAUUGUGGUGGCAUGCUCAUAUCUUAUGGCUUAGAGCAACGGUGUAUGGGGCCAUCGUCAUUUUACCAAAACAAACGACGUUGUUCCCAUUCCCACGACCCGAUGGAGAACAAGUUAUUGUGUUUGGUGAAUGGUGGCAUGCCGAUGUUGAAGAGGUUGAGAAGCAAGGCAACGCUUUAGGCCUACCUCCAAAUAUGUCCGAUGCUCACACGAUCAAUGGAAAACCCGGCCCGCUUUUCCCGUGUUCCGAAAAACAUACUUUUGCAAUGGAGGUUGAACAAGGAAAGAAGUACCUUUUGAGAAUCGUCAACGCUGCCCUCAACGACGAGCUAUUUUUUGCCAUUGCCGGGCACAACAUGACAGUGGUGGAGAUCGAUGCAGUUUACACCAAACCCUUCACCACAAACGCUAUACUAAUCGCUCCAGGCCAAACAACGAAUGUCAUCGUGUCGGCUAACCAAGCUCCAGGGCGCUACUUCAUGGCAGUUCGACCAUUCCAAGAUGUUCCCAUUCCAGUUGACAACAAAACCGCCACCGCAAUUCUUCAAUAUAAAAACGUUCCCACCACCAUCAUCCCGACACUCCCGCAUUUACCACUACCAAAUGAUACCGCAUUCGCUUUAAGCUAUAACAAAAAGCUUCUGAGCCUAAACACCCCUAGUUUUCCCGUGAACGUUCCAUUAAAAGUUGAUCGACACUUGUUUUUCACCAUAGGACUAGGAAAGAGUGUUUGUCCCACGUGCAUUAACGGUACUCGGCUUUCGGCAUCAUUGAACAACAUAACAUUUGUAAUGCCACAAGUCGCGCUUCUUCAAGCGCAUUACUUUGAUGUCAAAGGCGUGUUUAGAGCCGACUUUCCUGAUAAUCCUCCCCAGGCCUUCAACUACACUGGUGCCCCCCUCACAGCAAAUCUUUUCACUGCUAAGGGGACACGGUUGAGUAAAAUCGCCUUCAAUUCUACCGUAGAGUUGGUCAUACAAGAUACCAACUUGUUGAGUGUUGAAUCGCACCCUUUUCACCUUCAUGGUUUCAAUUUCUUUGUGGUUGGAACGGGCAUUGGCAACUUCGACCCAUCAAAGGAUCCAACCAAGUAUAACUUGGUUGAUCCUCCAGAGAGGAACACUAUCGGUGUUCCUACUGGCGGCUGGGCCGCCAUUCGAUUUAGGGCUGAUAAUCCAGGUGUUUGGUUUUUUCACUGUCAUUUGGAGUUGCACACUGGAUGGGGAUUGAAAACCGCGUUUUUGGUAGAAGAUGGGCCAGGAAAGGAUCAAGCGGUUCGUCCUCCACCAAAGGAUCUUCCACAAUGUUAAUUAAGGGUUCUUUGCAAUAAGUGUUCAUUUUUCGACAAUGUCUGUGAUUCUUUAAGAUUUAUUAUCCUCCAAGAAUCUAGGAGGUUGCAAUUUAUUUCACAAGUGUGUAUAGUUGAAUUUGUAUCUCGAAAUCAAAUUUGUGGAAAGAAAAGAAUAUUUCCAAUGUA
Molecule: messenger RNA, 1903 nt
Organism: Helianthus annuus (common sunflower)
Lineage: Eukaryota; Viridiplantae; Streptophyta; Magnoliopsida; Asterales; Asteraceae
Product: laccase-11
Exons: 6
Coding region: 39-1736 (565 amino acids)
Biological process (GO): lignin catabolic process
Cellular component (GO): apoplast
Molecular function (GO): hydroquinone:oxygen oxidoreductase activity; copper ion binding
Source: RefSeq, a predicted model, not a curated record